This is a messenger RNA of Thunnus maccoyii (southern bluefin tuna), 2213 nucleotides long. It is a transcript of the gene nrn1la, whose product is annotated as neuritin 1-like a. Bases 177 to 677 code for a protein of 166 amino acids. The record is from RefSeq and is a predicted model, not a curated record. Gene Ontology annotation, cellular component: plasma membrane. The transcript is spliced from 3 exons. Gene Ontology annotation, biological process: neuron projection extension; nervous system development. Lineage: Eukaryota; Metazoa; Chordata; Actinopteri; Scombriformes; Scombridae.
GUGGAUGCUCUCACACUGGAGUACAGAGCUGCACCAAAGACAGGACGGAAACACUUCCACCAGCGUCGAGAAGCGGGACGGCGGUCUGCUUCUUUUCUUUUAAAAACACAAAAACUUGGGAAAUUCCGGCGCAAACCUUCAACUUGCGAGGUCGGAGGACAGAUUGUCGGAUCAGCAUGGCAUCCCUGAUGAACUCUGCAUGCCUCCUCUUCGUGCCUGUUGCUCUUAUUCUGAUGCUGAGCCCUUGCCCUGUUGCUGCAGCUUCAACCAGAAGGUGUCACUCCAUCUAUAAGGGUUUCGCUCAGUGUCUGAUGGCUCUGGGCGACAGUUUGACGGACAGCGCCCGCAAGGAUGAGGACACACAUGAGAUACACUCCAUCUGCAGGUCAUGGGAUGAGUUCCAUGACUGUGCCAACGUGGCGAUGGCCGGCUGUCCGGAGGAAGCAGCAGCUGUCUGGGAGUCUCUCCGCCAGGAGUCCAAGAAGAUGCAGUUCUCAGGGAACCUCUACGAUAUGUGCUCCAACCGCAACAGCCACCCAAUAGCCUCAGUCUCCCCACACGGCUCACCCAACCAGGAAGAGAUCAACCAAGAGUCUCUAAGAGGGCGUGCCAAUCACGUCUGCCCCCACCUUCUCAUGCUACUGUCUCUUCUGCUGCUGCUACUGUUUUGGAUAUAACUACCCCAAAGAAAUGGGACUCAUGUGAAUAGAUAUAAACUUUGUGUAUUUUUUCUUCCACAACUCCAUAGACUUUCCACUGUUUUUCCUCUGCUCUGCCAGAGAGGCUGUUUCAUGCAUAUUCUCUGCCUUUUAAUUAGUUACUCUGUUGGAAAAACACACAAAAUCAUACAGAGAUACACAACAGGUAUACAAACAGACCUGCAAAUACACACACAAGCCCCUUUUACACAGCCUGUUCAAGGCGAGAAUGUUGCGCCAUUAAUUCGCCUCACCGUUCUGCUUAAAAGAUACAAACAGGGAAUGGGGGUGCAUUAUUGUUCCAGCAGCAGAGGUAGUCACAUUGCCAGAUCGAUGUCUGUGUAAAAGGGACAGCAGGCAUUGCAGGACUACACAUACUAGAUGCUAACGCUGUUGUGUUAAACAUCAUGCCUCUGAUUCCAGAACAUCGGCAUGGUAUCUAAAUGGUUAUUAUGCCAGUUUUGUUUGGUUCAGCAUAAAAAAGCAAAGCCGGCAUAAUGACGGAUCUUCUUUACGGCAUGUGGGAUCUCUGUAUAAAAGGGACUAAAGUUAAACAGAUACUUAUAGCAGCUAUAUGUCACCUGUCUUUAUUUCCUAUCUCCCUGCAUCUCAUUAGUAUAAGCUUAUAUAUGAUGCUUCCAGGGGGAGUUUGUCUUCGUGAGGGUAAUAAGAGCAGAAUAUUAAGGAGUUCUUGCUUGAUAAACCUAAAAAAAAAAAAAGUGACAAGGCCAGAUGCUACCACUAGCUCUAGCUAAACUCACUCAUUUAUCAGUUAAUAUGAACCAUUUGAUAUUAAACCUUUCUUGGUUUCUAUCUACCAGAUACCAGAUCGACUUAGCAGAUGUGGAACACAACUCUAGCUCCCUCUCCGGUUUCCGAACUCUCCGUCUAUCAAAGUCCACAUCUCUGUGACCAACUACAUUAACUAAAAAUAUGAUAGCUAAUGAGGGGAAGGUCUUGGACAAAGAUCUGAGUUGCACAGUAAGGUUUGACUGCUUGGUUCAUUUUGUGGAUUGCUUUAAAGAUAUUGAAGUGUUCUGAUUAUUAUUCUGAUUAUCUGAUUCUUACAGAGUCAUGAUCAAGAUGUUCUUUGUGCUCAGCACUCGAUAGCAGUUUACUGUAAGCUUUGAGACCAAUCCUGUUGUCAGACAACGUCAAUAUUGGACAAUUCUGCAAAGCCCCAGAAAAUGUUGAAUGACGUUUUAAUGAAAAUGUUUAAUGGCAACUGAAACAGGUUAGAGAAAGAUCAUGGUUACAGUUGAUAAACUGGCAAAUGUUGAUUGCAGAUCUGUGACAGGAUGCAAACUGCAGUCCCCUGCAUGAAAGUCAAACUUGCUACAGACCAAUCACACCCUUACUUUUAGCCUCACUAUAUAAAGGACACACUACUUCCUGCAUUGGCACUGAACAUUGGGGUUCAAGCUGAAUUGUGAGGUGCGUACUCAUUCAAUAUGGACAUAAUUCCUAGGGAUAUUGAGCUGUAGAGACACAAUGAAAUAAAAAAUAUGUUUCCAA